Messenger RNA from Haemorhous mexicanus (house finch), 1587 nucleotides. RefSeq names its product G protein subunit beta 1 like (gene GNB1L). The record is from RefSeq and is a predicted model, not a curated record. Gene Ontology annotation, molecular function: protein binding. Lineage: Eukaryota; Metazoa; Chordata; Aves; Passeriformes; Fringillidae. The coding region runs from base 149 to 1135 and encodes 328 amino acids. The transcript is spliced from 7 exons.
ACAGCGCGUGCGCGCCUCCCGCCGGCCCGUGACGUCACGCGCGGGGCUCGGCAUUCCUCCGUAUUCGCCUGGUUCCCGCGGGGAUCGUCGAAUAAUCGCUGCUACGCACCCGCCCCUCCGGGCGGAAGAGUUCUCGUUCACUGCUCCGAUGGCUCUGCCACCUCCGGAUCCACAGUUUGUGCUCAGAGGUACCAGUGCUGCUGUCCACACUCUGCAUUUUUCCUGUGGAGGUCCAGAACCUGAUACUCCCCUUCUUUUCUCUGGGUCUGAGAAUGGGUUUAUCCAUGUCUGGAACCUGAAAACACACAGAGUGGACACAGCAUUGGAUGGCCAUGGAAGAAAAUCUAUCUGCUGCGUGGAGACAAUGGGUGGUAAAGACAGGCUUCUCAGUCAGGGGCGAGACCAGAGGAUCUGCUUGUGGGAUUUAGCAGAGGGACGGACUUCAGUGACGGAUUCUGUCUUCACGGAGCAUGUGGGAUUCUGCAGAUGCUCUCUGUUACAGGUGGCGCAGGGACGCUGGCUAAUGGCCAUGGCAGCCAGAAGCCUGGAGGAGGUUCAGAUUUUGGAGCUGCCAUCCAAGACGUCAGUCUGUACCUUGAAACCAGAGGUGGGUGCCAAGCUGGGCAUGCCCAUGUGUCUGAAGUUAUGGCAGAUCAGCUGUGGUUCACAGCCUGUGCUUCUGGCUGGCUAUGAAGAUGGAUCAGUUGUCCUCUGGAAUGUGUCAGCGGGAAAAGCGUUGAGCCGACUCACUUGCCACCAGGAGCCAGUGAUGAGCCUUGACUUUGACUCGGAGAAGGCCAAGGGGAUCUCAGGCUCAUCUGAAAAGGUGCUUAGCAUCUGGAGCCUCAAUGAGCAACAGAACCUCCAGGUUUACAAAACACACGAACUUGUCAACGCUGGCAUAUCUGAUAUCACCAUCCGUCCAGACAAGAAGAUUUUGGCAACAGCAGGGUGGGAUCAUCGCAUCAGGAUCUUUGGGUGGAAAAAGCUGAAGCCCUUAGCAGUGCUGGACUAUCACACAGCAACCGUCCACUGCGUGUCCUUCUCAGAUCACAGCAGCCCCCGGGACAGACUGCUGGCAGCUGGCUCCAAAGAUCAGCGCAUCAGUGUCUGGUCCAUAUAUGCUCAGACAUGACACAUCCUGCACUGCCAUGGACUAGGAAAACAGGACUGGUGAAGCAAUUCCUAGUGCUGUAAUUCAAACGUGUAUGUGGGGAAGUGGUAGAAUCUCUCUCCAGGCUGAAGUGAGAGUCCUAGGUUAAUUCUUAUGCUGCUCGUUUAAGCUAUAAUUUUUUUCUUACAUAGAGGAAAAUGGAUUUUUAAAGUUCAUAACAAGCAGAGCAAGGCCAGUCUCAGAGACCAAAGUUGCUUUGGGUUCUGCUACAGGUUUUGCAACACCUUUCCUUUGGCAGGUUGCUGACAUAACUUGUGCCAGUAUCUUUUGUAAAAAUGGACUGGAAUCCCUCAAACUGCAGUGGGGGCAGAAUAUGUCUGUUUGUAAGUCAUUUAUGUAUCCAAGAAUCUGAAUCAGUGUAAAACAUCACUCUUCCUUGAAAAUUUAUACCCAUUAAACCACCUCCAGUGGUU